AUGUCCGAAAUCUCCUUGAAUCACAUCCAUUUUACUCGGACGCCGACACCAGCUCUACAAGUACCUCUGGGUCAAUGCGAAGUAGUCGCUCUUCCAACGGAGGUUGAGGAAGAUGAUGAAACGCGGGAUUUGACAGCUAUGGUUGUGGUUUCACCCGCGUCGACCGAAGGGUUGUUCAAAAUAGUGACUAUCAGUCGAAAACGGCUACAAGGGGAGAAGAUGUGUGACACGAACGGGAGCGAAGGACCUCGACGGAGAACGGUACUUUGUAAUGCAACAAACGCGAUGGGAGAGAACUAUCCAGCGAAAAAGGGAUCAGGGGGAGCGAGAGGGCAUAAUGACAGUGAGGGAGAGAACAAAACUAGGGAAGAAGAACACCGUCGAGCUUGGGAAACGGAUGGGAAAAGAGUUUGGAGAAAUAUACCUUCUUCUUUCACACUUCAAUUGUCCCACAGAAGAUCUUCCAGACGUGGAUCAUCAGAUGCUUCGUCGUGUUGCGGUGCUCGGUCAGACAUGGUAGUUCAUGACAAGAAGAUCGUUUUCAGGGAACCGGCCUCAAAGGAUGUUGAAGGAGGGAAGGAGAAGACAACAUCGGAUCUUACCAAUGCCAACGUCUCGUCGUUGAGGUGUACCCUGGCUAUGGCUUCCCCUACAAGAGAGAAUCAGGGUAUUGGACAUCAUGGGUCUUGUUUGGAAGAAGAUGAAGAUGACGACACCGUUCCAAUUCGAGAUGAUGACACCGUUCCUGUUCAAUGUGAAGAUGGGGAAGAGAUGAUGGAUGUAAUGGAUAGAAAUGGAGCAAACAGCACGAAGCUGCAAGUUGAAUAUGAAAGUCGAAAAGAAUUGAGAUGGAAUAGAAAAAGAGCGGAGUUGGUUGGGAAUAUAGAAAGAUGGUGGGUUGUUGUUUGUCACGAGAUAAACUGGGAUGUGAAUCAGCCGAUGCCAAUAAUCCCUCCAAAUAUCAAUUCACCUUCUUCUCUCGUCACUGCUCCUCGAGCUUCUUUCCCUCCCGUUCUUUGCUCAUAA
Messenger RNA from Tremella mesenterica DSM 1558, 1026 nucleotides. RefSeq lists its product as uncharacterized. The transcript has 3 exons. The record is from RefSeq and is a predicted model, not a curated record. Bases 1 to 1026 code for a protein of 341 amino acids. NCBI's taxonomy places the organism in Eukaryota, Fungi, Basidiomycota, Tremellomycetes, Tremellales, Tremellaceae.